AUGUCAGCCACCGGGACUCAACGGGUGAACAGGCCCACAGACGUCAAGGUCAAGGAGGCCGACGUGAACCGCAAACUGCAGAUUUAUGGCAUCAUCAACGCCUUCCAGCUCGGCAAGGUCCCCUCGAACGAGCAAAUUGACAUUGCUCUGAACAGCUUCCUCAAGUCCAAGGCGCUCUCCAGCCCUUCCCAGCGUCUGUCUCCCGAGGGCAAGGCGCUUGUUGCUGAUUUCCAGGAAGUCGUGAGGCAGGCAAAGAACCUCGUGCUGUCCAAGAACGACGGAAAUCUGCUCCAGGACUUCAUCUGGCAGACGCAGCAGUUCGACCCCAACCGCAUCGACACUCCUGGCGCGCCUCUCGACAAGGACACGGCCAAGCAGCAUGGAAACGACGCGCUUGAGGGUCUCCGGACUUUGGGAACCCUGAUCAUCACCAAUGGCCAAUUCCGCAAGCUCUUGAGCGAUGCCACCGUGCUCCUUCGCGACAUGGCAGGCGAUGCCGCUUCCAAGGCUGCCGACAAGGUCAACCCCUCGGCCGACGAUCUUGCUCGCAUUGACGAGCCGGCUGCCGACAACACCUGGCAUGACAAGCCUGACUUCUCCAAGGAGAACAUGAAGAAGCAGGCUCAGCAGGUAUACAAGGGAAGCCCUGCCGAGGAUGCAAAGGCCGCUGCCGCCAGUGGCACCGCUGCCGCACACCCCUCGGGCAGCACCGACCCCAACGACCUUGCCUACACUGCCGCUCGCGAUCAGCGCUACGGUACAUCUUCGGGUGUCGAUGCUCAGUCUGGCCUUUCUGCUGCCAAGGACACUCUGCAGGAGCGUGUCGACAGCAGCGUUCCCGGCGACGCCCAGGAGGCUGCUCGAUCCAAGGCUGAGGAGUACCGGGCCCGCACUCGCGAGUACCUCAAGAAGAAGAUGCCCGAGGAGCGUCGCGACCAGACCGUCUGGCGCCUCAAGAAGAUGGUCAUUGAAUGCCAGCAGCACCCCGACUACCAGGAGGCCAUCUCGACGCUGCUCGAUCUCGCUGAGCAGUACGGCGGCCAUGCCAAGGACAUGACUGCUGGUGGCUCCGGCACUGUCCAGCAGACCCGCUCGCACAUGGCCCAGGCUGAGAGCGACCUGAAGACCCUCAUUGAGCGCUUCGCCAACGGCACCUCCACUGACAACCUCUGGGCCGCCAUCAACCAGAUCUACAAGGAUGCCGACCGCGAUCCCGAGCUCAAGGACUGGUUCAAGGCCGUCGAUCGCUACGUCCGCCGCUGUCUGCAGGAGCAGGGAUAUAUCCUGGAAGACGCUUCGACUCACGAGUGGAACCGCCUGUAUGAUCACGGAGAGUACCUGCUCCGCAACAAGUACCGCGCCCACACCGACCGCGUUCUCGACGAGACCAAGUUCAUUGCCGACCAGUUCGACAAGGACUACCAGAACAAGGCCUUUGCUGCAUCCAUGCAGAAGCUUUUCACUGAUCUCGGCAAUGACGAGAAUGGCAAGCCCACCUUCAAGCCUCAUCUGGUCAAGGAUCUGACCGAUGUCAUCCUGCCGGCCACCUUCGAGAAGAUUGCCUACAUCCCCAUCCCGCGUAUCGAGUACUCCGACCCUCAGGUGGAUGCCGUCAUCGAGAAUCUGGUGCUGGAGAGCGACAACUUUAUGCCCAAUGUGCUUGAGAUUGCCAGCGAGAACUACAUGCGCUGGGGCCGCAAGAAGAUCGCCAACAAGAGCAAGCACGCCAUCGAUGUCAAGGUUGCGGGCAUUCAGCUCGAUCUGCGCGACGUGAGCUACUACGUCAAGCGCAAGCAAGGCUUCCCUUCGCUGACCGACACUGGUGUCGCCAAUCUCUUGCUUCCUGGUGACGGCUUCACCUUCAGGAUGAAGAUGAGCACUGCAGAGAACAAGGACUCGCAGAGCUUCUUCAAGUGUGACAAGGUCGAUGUCGACGUCAAGAACCUUCAGAUCAAACUUGUCAAGUCCAAGCACAAGCUGCUGUUCAACACGUUCAAGGGCAUGAUGCUCAAGGUUCUCCGCCCCGCCAUCCAGAAGGCUGUGGAGAAGGCUAUCAAGGACAACGUCAACAAGCUGGACCGCAAGCUGUACCAGGUCAAGAAGGAAGCCGAUCGCGCCCUCGAGGAGGCCAAGGAGGACCCCGAGAACGCCCCCAACAUUUACAACCGCUACGUCAGCGCGGCCCAGAAGGAGUUCCUCAAGGGCAAGAAGAAGGCCGAGGAGGUCGCUGCCGACAAGAAGGUCAACUAUGCCAUCACCAAGGAGGACAGCAUGUUCCCCAACAUCCACCUGCCUGGUGGUAUCAGCUCCAAGGCCACCGAGUACAAGGAGCUUGCUCGCAAGGGCGAGAAGUGGGAGAGCCCUGUGUUCACCCUUGGUAACGCGUCCAAGAGCACCGACAUUCCCUCUGCUCCUUCAGUCGAGAAGAAGACGCAGCCCGUGGCUGGCCUCGCCGCCGGCGGUGCCGCCGUCGGUGCGGGUGCUGCCGCUGGCGCUGCUGCCCUCCGCAACGGCAACCAGACCAACGGCAACCAGGCCUACACCAAUGGCAACACUGCCGUCAACGGCCAGCAGACCAACGGCAAGUACACCGCCGUCAACAAUGCUCAGAGCGAGAAGCCUCUGGCUCCUGUUGCCGCCGCUCCUGUCGUCGCUGGCCUUGGUGGAACUGCUCCCACUGCUGGCCAGCCUGGCAUCAAUGUUAACACCACCCAUCCCGCCGGUGCUCACUAG
Molecule: messenger RNA, 2733 nt
Organism: Thyridium curvatum
Lineage: Eukaryota; Fungi; Ascomycota; Sordariomycetes; Thyridiales; Thyridiaceae
Exons: 3
Coding region: 1-2733 (910 amino acids)
Molecular function (GO): lipid binding
Source: RefSeq, a predicted model, not a curated record